This is a messenger RNA of Mobula hypostoma (lesser devil ray), 3930 nucleotides long. Its product is annotated as hyaluronan and proteoglycan link protein 3-like. The transcript has 5 exons. Gene Ontology annotation, biological process: skeletal system development; glial cell differentiation; positive regulation of neuroblast proliferation. NCBI's taxonomy places the organism in Eukaryota, Metazoa, Chordata, Chondrichthyes, Myliobatiformes, Myliobatidae. Gene Ontology annotation, molecular function: hyaluronic acid binding. The record is from RefSeq and is a predicted model, not a curated record. The coding region runs from base 133 to 1206 and encodes 357 amino acids. Gene Ontology annotation, cellular component: synapse; perineuronal net.
AGUUAUUAGGUUCCAGGAUUUAUUACAAGCUCUGGGAUACAAAGGGACAACAUCACUUGCCAAAGAACUGGACUUUGAGCUUGCAAGAAACCUGAAGCAGUAAUAGUCCAACGUUGACAAGAGUUCUCUACAAUGAAGUUCGCUCUGAUGGUGGUGUUGUUCCUACAAUUGAUCUCCUUGGCCUUGUGCUCGGCGCAGAAUGGUGCCUUCUACAUCAACGGCAACGGCAACGGGAAUGGGAACGGCGAGUAUUACAAUGGCAUCAAGCUUCACAUUGAGACCCAGAAAGACCGGCUCUUUGCCUACCGAGGGGAGAACGUAACACUGAGCUGUCACUAUCGUUACGAGCCACCGGUGAACAGCAGCCGCAAGGUCAGGGUGAAGUGGUCCAAACUCAACAUGGAUCUUUCCAAGGAGUGCGACGUGAUCGUGGCCAUCGGGCUUCGACACCGAAGUUUCGGGGAGUUCAAGGGGAGGGUCUACCUGCGGCAGUCCGACGAGCGGGAGGUGUCGCUGGUCAUCACGGACGUGCGGCUGGAGGACUAUGGAAAGUACAAGUGCGAGGUGAUUGAUGGCCUGGAGGAUGAGAGCAGCAUCGUUGAGCUGGAGUUACGAGGUGUGGUCUUCCCUUACCAGCCGCGUCAUGGCAGGUACCGGCUGAACUUCCACGACGCCAAGCUAGCCUGUGAGCAGCAAGAUGCCAUGAUCGCCUCUUUCGAGCAGUUGUUCCAGGCGUGGGAGGAGGGCCUGGACUGGUGCAACGCCGGCUGGCUGAUGGACGGGUCGGUCCAAUACCCCAUCACGGUGCCUCGAGGGCCCUGUGGCGGUGAGGGAAGCUCGGCCGGGCUCCGAAACUACGGGCAGCGGCACAAGAACCUGCACCGAUUCGACGUCUUCUGUUUUGCUUCGACUUUGAAAGGUAAACUCUACUUCAUGCGUCGUCCACUGAAGUUUAAUUUUGAUGAAGCCAUCAAGGCCUGCCAGGACGACGGGGGCGAGAUCGCCAAAGUGGGCCAGCUCUACGCUGCCUGGAAGUUCCUCAAGUUCGACCGCUGCGAGGCUGGCUGGGUGGCCGACGGCAGUGUCCGUUACCCCAUCAACUACCCCCGGCCCAAGUGCGGCCCUCCUGAGCCUGGGGUUCGUACCUUUGGCUUUCCUGAUAAGGAGAGUGGGAAGUUCGGGGUUUUCUGCUUUAAAAUGACCUAAACGGCAAGGGCAGCGGCUGUGUUGAUCGCAGGAGGACCUUCCGUAUUGUUUAUUGAGCCAGUGUUAGUGCUCGUCUUUAAAGGUGAAAUCAAGUUAUUUUUUAAAAGAAAUAUUAAAGUAUAACCUUCCCUGAUACUAUCCCAGAUCUAUUUGAGAAAGAGUUAGGUAGCACAGAAAGAGGCUCUUCAUCCCAUCCCAUUUUUGUCCAACCCAAGAGUUAAUUUUUAAAAGUUUUAUUUAGAGAUACAGCGCGGUAACAGGCCCUUCUGGCCCACUGCCCCAUGCUACCCAAUUACAUCCAUGUGACCAAUAUAUCUACUAUCCUGUAUAUCUUUGGGAUGUGGGAGGAAACUGGAGCACUGGAGGAAACGCAGGCAGCCAGGAGGAGAACAUGCAUACUCCUUACAGACAGUGGCAGGAAUUGAACCUGGGUCAGUGGUGCUGUAUCGUGUUACGCUAACCGCCAUGCUACUGUGCCGCCCUUAACCAGUCGUUUAUUCUGCUCCCAUCUUUAUUCUCACCACAUUCGCCUCGAUCUCCCUCUCCCCGGUUCCACUACUCACCCAUACCCCACGAGCAAUUUGCAGUGGCUAGUUAAUCUACCCCACGUCUUCAGGGUGCAGGGGCACAUGGAGGCAACCCGCGCAGAUCGCAGGGAGAAUGUGCGAGCUCUGUCCCGAACAGCACUGGAGGUCAGGAUAAGACCUAGGUCACUGGGGCUGUGAGGCAGUGGUUCCACAAGCUGUACCAUUUUGCAUUCCCUUUUUUUCUAAUCAGUCUGGAAAGUCCUCAUAAUCAUCUGUGCACUGUCUGAGUUUUGAGAGGCUAUUAAAAAAAAAGCAGUAAUAAAGCAUUUAAUACUGAAGGCUGGGAUCUCAAGACACUACACUGUCAGUUAAUGUAUAUAUGACCCAUCAAGUUUCAGCUAAUACCUUACUCUUUAUCUCAGCUCAUUCCUUUCCUACUUUUGGUUCGCUAUCCAUCUUUAAUUCCCUGUUAGGUCAGCCACCAUUGUGUCUGGAUAGAUUCAGCGCGCUCUGCUACAGCAGUAAUCCCAGUGAUCAGGCAAGUUAUUCAGAGGGAAUGACCCUUGUGCUGAGGUACUGUGUCGGAUUGUUGACCUCAGAAUUGGCAGGUACUUGAGCAAGAGUGAAUACAUCAAACAAAUCAAAGAUCUGGGCCGUAUCUUAGGAUGCAAACCGUGACCUGCAUAUUUGUGAACUAAAUAUAUUUAAUACACAGUUCUGCAAGGUUGCAGUCCAGGUUUUGACUGCAAAUUUUGACAUCCAGGCAACUAGGCCCAGGCAUUGUAUGUCUAAAUUAGGCCUUAAAAUCCAUUUGUAUAUUCAAGCCUGAAUGUGAAGGCCCAUUGAGGGUUCGAUAUGAACAUUUCCUUGAAUUCACAGAUGAAAAAUCUCAUGAUAGAUAUCUUGUUGGGCGUUAGGUACACAGAAGGUAAUUCUAUUCCCCCCAUAGAGGAACUGAACAAAUAGAGCAUGUGCGUGCAGAUGCGCAGGCGUACUCACUAUGUGAGUGUGCGUUUAUCCUGGUCAUAUGUUCAAUCAAUUUUGAGAUGGUCUAUCUCAGGCCUAUUAGAAGUUGUUGGACACCUGGUUCACUCUCAUUGAUCAGCCUAAAGCAACCAAAUCUGGUGAAUCCUAGGUUCAGAGGAGCCCAUUUUAGUGUGGAUGGCGCCUUUUCUGGCCUCAUUCAAGAGUUUCCCUGCCUUCUUAAGUCAGAGAGGCAGGUAAACUCCAGUCCUGGUGUAGUAGUAGUUUGAAGGCCAUUUUAUUGUUCUCCAUCAUGUUACAGUACGCAAGGAGCUGAGUAAAAAGACAGUUCUUUUCGGUGUUCUCACGAAAUAUAGAUUCAAAUAUUGAUUAAAGUUCCUUUGACUUCUAACAGAGUGCUUCCAACUACUAGCGACCAAAUUAAAUGUACAAAUGAUAUGAAAUGGUGGACCUGAUGACUAAGGUUAAUUGUUUAACAACGUGGCAAUAUGUAAUCAACAACAGCAGUGAACUUACAAGUAAUCAGUGAGAUCUCUUUAUUAGAAAUAAAUCAACAAACAAAAUCAGGAAGGACAUAACAGAGCCAGUUGAAUAUUUCUUUUAGGGUUUUGCCCUUUAUAUCCUGUAGGCCUUAGCUCUGAUUUGAUGAGACACCUUUUUGGUACACUAUUAAGAGAUCACUUUCCUGUAUGAGGUAGAAAAUGAGUUUCAGCUAUUUAACCACAGGAAGAGGUACCAUGGAACCAAAUCCUCCCCUCAUCCAAUUUAAAAAAAAGAUUAUAACCUUCUUCGAUAUCCCAGAUCUGUUUGAGUUAGAGAUUCUUGCAGCUCUGAAACAGGCUCUUUGUUUCACUCAGUUAGUUCCAAGAGCUGAUUGUCCAAUGAUCAUUGUUCAUCGCUGGCCGAUUCUCUGAGAUCAGGAGCAACAAAGCUGAUGAUGAAACCCUUGGGCUCUUUCUUGCUUGACUGGUCAUCAAGCCUGGACCCUUCAGGCACAUCUGCUCCAUGAGCCUUGAGGAACCAACGUUCCCCCCAUGCUCCAGGUGUGGGACUCCAGGACCAGUUUACAUUCAGUGCCUUCCCAGAGCAAUUUGUGUGAUUUCACCUUUAGAGAGCGAGUAAUUUGACCAUCUGAGAAACCAAUGGCUUUCAUUGGCCUGUUAUCCAGGAAGGAAAGCAGUGUAAUGACUAGAUAUUCAGAGGGACUGCAACA